Messenger RNA from Salvia hispanica, 2028 nucleotides. RefSeq names its product P-loop containing nucleoside triphosphate hydrolases superfamily protein. Gene Ontology annotation, cellular component: cytosol. Gene Ontology annotation, molecular function: ATP binding; nucleic acid binding; RNA helicase activity. Gene Ontology annotation, biological process: maturation of SSU-rRNA. The record is from RefSeq and is a predicted model, not a curated record. NCBI's taxonomy places the organism in Eukaryota, Viridiplantae, Streptophyta, Magnoliopsida, Lamiales, Lamiaceae.
AUCCCUCACCCGCCUCCUGCUCCACUGCCUGCCUCAUCGCUAAUCAUAAAGCGCUUCUGGCAAGGCCGCUGCUUUUUGCACAAGCGUGUUUUCCUAUUUGAAUUGCAAAACCCUAACUCGAUUUCGUGGUGGCUAAACCCCGAAAAAGGUUUUGCCUCGCUUGCUAAUUGAGAGGAGAGCCCAGACCUGUGAUUUCAAGAAUCAAAAUUCACGCUCUCUCAAGGCUUCACUUUGAUUAAUUUGUGAUGGAAAAGGACACCUCUUUUCUCUUCUCCGGUAUCACUUUCAAUCGCAAAAAGUUCGCUCCUGAUUUCGCCAGAUUUCAGGAUAAGAAGGAGGUUGACUGCGCAACAGAUGAACCGGCUUUGCUCGAAAAUGCGGAUCUUGAAAGCGAGCAAGUUGCGAUGGUGCGUACUGAUAAGAAGAGAAAGAGAAAAGCAACUUCGGACCCAGUUGAAGGGUUUAGUGUGUUCAAAAGUUCAAAAUCAAAAAAAGCAAUGGAUCAAAUGGAAGAAACCAAUGAAGACAAACUUCUACUUGGGAAGAAGGAAUAUCACCGUCAAUUGGAGAGGGAUGCUCUUUUCCGGAAGAAACAUAACAUUCAUGUUUCUGGGAGUAACAUCCCAUCACCCCUUCAGAGCUUCACAGAGUUGAAAUUAAGGCAUAACUGCAAAUCAUACUUAUUACGCAAUUUGGGGGAACUGGGUUUUAAAGAGCCGACACCGAUCCAGAGGCAGGCUAUUCCAGUCUUGUUAUCUGGAAGGGAGUGCUUUGCUUGUGCACCUACUGGUUCUGGAAAAACUUUUGCAUUUGUCUGCCCAAUCCUCAUGAAACUUGAGCGUGCUUCAAAGGAUGGCAUUCGGGCAGUGAUCCUUUGCCCAACACGUGAAUUAGCAGCUCAGACUACUCGAGAAUGCAAAAAGUUGGUUAAAGGCAAGAAGUUUUACAUCAAGCUAAUGACUAAGCAGCUCACUAAAAGUGUUGAUUUUUCAAAGCAGCCUUGUGACAUUCUCAUAUCGACACCUUAUAGGGUGCACUAUGCAGUUCGCAAAAGAAAGCUUGAUUUGAGCAAGGUCGAAUUUCUUGUCCUGGAUGAAGCUGACAAGCUUUUUGAAUUAGGUUUGGUGAAGCAGGUUGAUGCAGUGGUGAAAGCAUGCUCAAAUCCUUCAAUAUUGCGCUCUCUAUUUAGUGCUACUUUACCUGAUACCGUUGAAGAGCUUGCACGUACAAUUAUGCAUGAUGCAGUCCGAAUAAUUAUCGGUCGAAAGAAUUCUGCUUCUGAAACAAUUAAGCAAAAGCUCGUGUUUGUAGGAAGUGAGGAAGGCAAGCUUCUUGCUCUUCGCCAAAGCUUUGCUGAGAGUUUGAACCCCCCAGUGCUAAUUUUUGUGCAAAACAAGGAGCGAGCUAAAGAACUCUAUAAUGAACUGCGAUAUGAUGAUAUCAGAGCUGAUGUCAUACAUGCUGAUCUUCCAGAAAUGCAGAGAGAAAAUGCUGUUGAUAAUUUUCGAUCUGGGAAAACAUGGGUAUUGGUUGCCACUGAUGUUAUUGCGCGGGGCAUGGACUUCAAAGGCGUCAAUUGUGUAAUCAACUAUGAUUUUCCAGAAUCUAUGGCUGCAUAUGUUCAUAGGAUUGGGCGUUCUGGGAGGGCUGGGAGGAGCGGAGAAGCAAUAACUUUGUAUACUGAGGCCGAUGUCCCUUAUCUACGGAACAUAGCGAAUGUAAUGGCAGCUUCGGGGUGUGAGGUUCCUGCUUGGAUCAUGGCCUUAGCCAAGAAAAAAUGGAGGAAGUACAGGCCUCAUAGGGAUGCCAUUUCUAACAAGCCUCAAGAUUAAUUCAUACCAAUACAUGAUAAGAUCAUAUGGGUCCAGAAUUUCUACUGAUCUCCUUGUUUUGUUUGUAAUUUUCGUGCCAAUCGCAUAACAUAAUUUCAUUAUUUAACGUUCUUUGAUUUCUAGUUAUCAGUUAUACUAGUAGUAUGUAAUAUUGGAUUGUCAGGUUUGAAAUGAAAGCAAAUGUUUUAUACCAUUA